GGAGAACUAUAAAAAUUCUUGGACACUGGUUCAUCCUGGUCAUUUUGAUUUCAAGCGGCGUCUACGCUGUCGUCCGGUCCCGGUGGUUUGCUGCUCUUAAUACGUCGCGGCCUCUCUCUUUAACAGCUAUUCAAGAAAUGGAGGCACAUAGUUCAGAGAUCUGAUAUUUGUCAAUCCGAUUUUCCGAGAAUGAGUGAACCUGUCAGUGGUUCCAUACACUUUGUACACAUGCUUUUGGGGAUAUGAGGGGGGUGUGAUUUGUAAUGGUGGAAGUGUGGUGGUCCCUCUUGGGGGCUGCUAUCCCGGCUGUUAUUGCAGGGCAAGCUAUUAGAAUGAGAAGGAAACAUGCAGAAGAGCAGAGAAUUAACAGUGCUAGAGGAAGGGAGAAAAGUUCUGAUGAAAUUUUCGUUUGUGAGAGGGUCUGUACAUCAAAGAGAAUGUUGAAAAAGGUGGGUGCAUUUUCGAAGGACCCGAUCCCAGAUAAUUGUGUCACUGUUUGCGGUGUAUCUGAGCUUGAUGCUUGCUCAGAUGCCUGUGCUCGCACUGUUUGUGUUAAUCAGCAUCAAAUGCCCAACUGGAACGAUAUAUGUCUGCGGAGAUGUCAAAGUGAAUGUCUUAAGAACUUUGUCACUCGUUCUUCUUAGUGAAUUAUCAUUUACCCUCAGUGUUCAGGUUUGGAUAUUGUAGAGCAUGCUUUCUUAUCAUAAUGCUGUUUAAUCCAAUUGUUGCUAGUUUUUGAUUCAAUGUGAUGUAUGCUGUUAAUGCUGAUUGUUAUAGAAUAUUUCUCCUUUUUGCCCUAAAAAUGGCUUCUAAUUUUGGGCAACCGGUUGUUUUUGAUCAGUUUGUAUGUUAAAUGGUUAAACGCAUGUUGGAUUAGGAAUA
This is a messenger RNA of Tripterygium wilfordii, 882 nucleotides long. RefSeq lists its product as uncharacterized. The record is from RefSeq and is a predicted model, not a curated record. NCBI's taxonomy places the organism in Eukaryota, Viridiplantae, Streptophyta, Magnoliopsida, Celastrales, Celastraceae. The transcript has 3 exons. Bases 264 to 644 code for a protein of 126 amino acids.